AUGGACUUACAGGCGAGAGAACUACACACAGACACAAUCGACAACCGAAAUCACUCCCUCUCUACAGCCAACCCCUCACUUCUACUACAGUCAUUGUAUGCUGCAACGUAUGACUAUGUAGGAAAACCCUUCCUGGAUGUACUCGUACGGGAGAUUGCAAAAGUUACUCUAGCCCAAACAGUGAUCCUACAAGAAAUACUUACACCAGAAGAAAACUCUCAUGAAACAAAAAGCGCAACAAACGCAGCAGCAGCAGCAACAACAACAGAAUCUCAAUCAACCCAAACAAAGAGGAUCUCAUUUAUCAAAACCACCCAGCCGAUUCCACCCCUGCCAUCACCAACCUUUGACCGGUCUGGGGAUGAACGAAACCAUGAUGACGAAAGUCCUCCAUUCUCCCAAAACCAUCUAUUUGUCAGAGCAGUUUACUCGACAUCACCCCUCGAGACAAUUAAACAACACACAUCUGUUCCCCUUGAACUACUCCAAGAUACACCCUAUAUUCAGGUGCUGACAGAAGGAUCGUUUGGGCUACAGGACACCGUAGAAGAGACUUCCUGUUACAUGCCUGCCCACCACAGUUUUGCGGGGGUACGUAUCAGCAGCAGCAACAGUGACACUGAUGGUCAGGUUCUCGGACUGCUUUGCCUCAUGACAGACACGCCGAUGCACCCUCAAGCCCUCUCUGUAGCCACAACCUUACUCCACGCAGUACAACCACGCGUAUCUCGCGAACUUAGUCGGAUCAGAGAAGAAGAAGAUCUCAAACGAGCCAAGGAUGCUGCCAAACUGGAUGCAGAAAAUAAAAUCCGUUUCUUAGCAGACAUGAGCCAUGAGAUCAGGACGCCGAUGAAUGCAGUGAUUGCCCUCACAGACCUACUCCUUCAAGAAAGGUCUACCUUAAAUGAAGAACAGACCGAGCAUCUUGAAGUCAUUCAGACCAGUGGUCAUCAUCUAUUGACGGUUAUCAACGAUAUUCUCGACAUUUCAAAGAUCAACCAUGAUCCAAAAUUCAAAUUGGAAAGCAGGCGUUUCAGCCUACGUAAAUGUGUAAAAGAUGCUUUGAAUAUGGCUCGUCAUCAAGCAUCCAUGAGCCAACAGAACAAACUCGUGUCAGUAUUCGAAUGUCCAACUGAUAUGGAUGAAAAUAUGCCGCUCUCCCAAAUGCUUGCCGAGUUGGAAUACAUGCCCCUGCCUGUACAUAAGACAAAGACUGUCCUUCCACUAUUAUACAAAAUCGAUGCAGACGUACCAGAUCAUUUGAUGGGAGACACAAUGAGGCUCACUCAAAUUCUAUUGAAUCUGUGUUCAAAUGCUGUCAAGUUUACAAAAAAGGGUGGAAUACGCGUGGGCAUCAAGCGGUAUGUGCCCAUCCCUAGUCAAGCAGUGCAGCAAUCAUCUCGAAUGUCGUUUAAACAGCGAUACGAUGCCAAGAUGGAGACCAUUUGGUCCAUUGUGAUGGGAAACAAGCAGACAAGACGGCAAAAGGACGGAGACGCUCGCGCUGGCGCAAGCGAUGACGAGACCGAAGAUUAUGACAAGGUUAUUCUUGAGAUAUCCGUCACGGACACAGGUAUAGGUAUCCCGGCUGACCGUCUGCCACGUCUCUUCCGCUCGUUUUCUCAGAUCGACAUCUCCACAGCCCGCCGCUACGGCGGGACUGGUCUGGGACUGGCAAUCUCGAGCACUCUUGUGAACCGGAUGGGUGGCGGCUUGUGGGUCGAAUCCGAAGAAGGUGUGGGAUCUAGGUUUGCCCUGACGCUUCCGAUGACAAUUGCCCCCACGCGCCUCAAGGAGCGUACUCCAUCAGAUAGUUUUUCAGUCGUCCUGACAUCCCCACCGUCUCCAAGCUCGACUGUAUCAGACGGAGGAGGAAGUAUAAACGAAAAUCGCAUUGAUCCGCUCGUGUCUCCAGCUAUCAUCAACGUCGGACCUGGAGGAGGUUAUUAUCACACCCAUUCUCCUCAUAUUCCUUCUCCUCCUUCUUCGUCUUCGUGCUCUUCUCCUUACUUCAAUCAACGAUCAUCUGCAGACAUCUCUCUCCCUCUCUGGGCACCCCUGAACGCUCCACUUAACAACACCAAACCCACCACAACCACCAACCAUAAUAGCCACAACAAUAAUAGCAACAGUGCUCUUCCGCCUAUACCCACAAUGGCCCUUUCUGUCUCUCCUGCAGUAGAUAUGUAUGCUACACAUAGUCGAUCGAUAGACACCAAGCGGCCCUCGGCAAGACCACAUCGGGACAUCGCUGAUAAGACCAAACUUACGAUCGAAGCCAGGACUUCUCGGGCUGCAGUUGCCAAGCAACAUUAUCAUCACCGCAAAUCGACAAAUAAUGAAGAAAAUCUUGCUGUCCAAUUCCCCAUCAAGAUUAUGCUGGCAGAGGAUAAUGUUUUGAAUCAGAAGAUUGCCAUAAGUAUACUCAAAAGACUUGGUUAUCAUGAUGCAGUAAUUGCAAACAAUGGAAGAGAAGCUUUAGAUCUCAUGCGGACUACAAAGUUUGACGUUAUAUUUGCAAGUAUUAUGGACUUGUACAUGCCCGAGUUGGAUGGACUUGAGGCAACCCGGGCAAUCAUUAAUGAACGACAAACCUCGGCUGUACAUCGUCCAUUGUUGAAUGCUUCGGAUGUAUAUAUUAUUGCACUCACGGCCUCGGCAUCCAAGCAGGACAGACAGAUCUGUAUUGACGCCGGAAUGAAUGACUUUAUCAGUAAGCCGUUCACAAUGAUGGAGAUGAAAGCUUCUAUCAAAAACUGUGUGAGCAAGCGAAAACCCUCUUCUACCCACUAA
Phycomyces blakesleeanus NRRL 1555(-) is the source of this 2793-nucleotide messenger RNA. Its product is annotated as type IB hybrid histidine kinase. Bases 1 to 2793 code for a protein of 930 amino acids. Gene Ontology annotation, biological process: phosphorylation; phosphorelay signal transduction system. NCBI's taxonomy places the organism in Eukaryota, Fungi, Mucoromycota, Mucoromycetes, Mucorales, Phycomycetaceae. Gene Ontology annotation, molecular function: phosphorelay sensor kinase activity. The record is from RefSeq and is a predicted model, not a curated record. The transcript is spliced from 9 exons.